This is a messenger RNA of Paraglomus brasilianum, 411 nucleotides long. The record is from the annotation of a GenBank genome assembly. NCBI's taxonomy places the organism in Eukaryota, Fungi, Glomeromycota, Glomeromycetes, Paraglomerales, Paraglomeraceae.
AUGACAAUAUUUAUAACGGCAAAUGCAAAACCUCAAGUAACCACAGCUCCAUGCUGUAAUUACCAAUUUAUUGUUGGAUGUGUUUUUUGUUACGAUACAAGCGACGAAGACAGUUAUUUAAGCAGUCUCUUUGGAGACAUUCCUACAUACGCGCCGUCUGCUCCCACUCCCACAUAUAAGCCUGCUCCCGCAUAUGGGCCUGCGCCCGCAUAUAAGCCUACUGCUGUACCUACAAAAUCAACGGAUACUUCUACCACAUCUAAUGGCUUCUUUAAAGAACCGUAUUUGAACGAACGAAAAAUACAGCGCUAUGAGUCGAGCCAAUCAGAGAAUGCGCAAAUUGAGGACAAUUUCCGUGUUUUGUUCCGUGUUUUCGGGCUUCAUUCGACUGCAAUUGAUCAAGUUGCCUGA